AUGGCUGAAUUCCAAGAAUGCCUUGACACCUGUGAACUUCUGGAAAUGACUAGCAGAGGAGCAGCUCACACCUGGUAUAACGGCCAACCUCUGAAUCCAAUUACUAGGAAGCUUGACAGAACUCUUAUAAAUGAAGCAUGGUUAUCAGCUUUUCCUCAGUCUACAGCACUGUAUGAUGCUCCAGGAGGAUCAGAUCACUCUCCCAUCUUGGUUUCAAUGUCAGAUGAGACUCCAAGGCGGAAAGUGCCUUUCAAAUUCUACUCUUUUUUCACAUCUCACCCCGAAUACGAAAGCCUGGUUACCUCAGCGUGGACCUCACAGGACACAAGAGUUUCUGCAAUGUUUUCUCUUUGUCAAAGGAUGAAAGCUGUGAAGGUAGCUUGCAAAGCACUAAAUAGGAGGAGCUUCAGCAAUAUUCAAGCCAGGACGGCUGAGGCUCAAGAAGCUCUCACCAAUGUUCAGUCGUCUAUACUUACAGCUCCAACACCAUCGUUGUUUGAAGAGGAAAGAGUGUGCAGAGGUAGAUGGCUCACUUUAGCAGCUGCAGAGGAAACCUUCCUAAGGGAAAAGUCAAGGGUCAGGUGGUGCUUAGAAGGAGAUUCCAAUACUCGUUUUUUCCACAACUCAGUCAAGGCACACCAAUUGCGUAACCAAAUUCGCUCACUUAUAUCUGAGACUGAUGAGAGAGUCACAGAUAAGGGUCUUCUCUGGUAUAUGAUAGUCGACUGUUAUCAACAGCUUCACGAGGAACACUCAAUUGGACCAACAGUCAUUGAGGCGGUUCGAGAGUUCUUCAUUACUGGAAAGCUCCUAAAGCAGAUCAACACGACUAUACUAGCUUUGCUUCCCAAAACAGUGGCGGCAAAGAGACUAACUGAAUUUAGGCUGAUCUCUUGCUGCAACACAAUAUACAAGGUCAUAUCCAGACUCCUGGCAAAACAUCUCAAGAUCAUUACUUCUCAGGCGGUUCAGAGAAAUCAAGUUGCUUUCAUUCCAGGUCGAUUACUCAGUGAAAAUGUGCUACUUGCCUCAGAGCUCAUAGCUGAUUUCAACAAGGAUGGUCCAACAACAAGAGGAUGUCUUCAAAUUGAUCUAUCUAAAGCUUUUGACAACGUUGACUGGGAUUUUCUAACCAACAUUCUCACUGCUCUUGAACUCCUUACCAUGAAGGGUCUAAGGCAAGGUGACUCUAUCUCCGCUCCCUUAUUCACCCUUGUCAUGGAUAUAUUAUCAAAGCAGCUAGAUGAAUCAGUUACAAGGGGCACUUUUCAACCUCAUCCCAAAUGUCAACAACCGCUGAUCACCCACCUGAGUUUCGCUGAUGAUAUCCUGGUCUUUUUCGAUGGAGGAGAGAACUCUCUGGUUGAAAUUCUUCGAAUCCUUACCCAAUUCAAAGCUUCCUCAGGUCUUGGAGUAAACCUUACCAAAUCAUGUCUUUACCUAGACGGCAACAAUCGAGGCUCCAUAAGUCAGAUGGCAGCAAGGCAUAAUCUCACUUACGGCUCACUUCCCAUGCGAUACCUAGGUGUUCCCCUCACUCCACACAAGCUCAAACCAACGGACUAUCAACCUCUGAUAGACAAGGUCCAAAGUCGCAUUUCAAGUUGGACAAGUAGGCACCUCUCUUUUGCUGGUCGACUGCAACUACUCCACUCUGUCAUCAACAGCACCAUCAACUUCUGGGCUUCAGUUUUUCUCCUACCAAACAAAUGUUUGGAAAAGCUGGAACGCAUUUGUAACGCUUUCCUGUGGAAUGGCGUCUCAUCCUCUGCUCGCGGAGCAAAGGUCUCUUGGGAAGUAGUGUGCUCACCAAAAGCAUCUGUAGGAUUGGGUCUAAAGAGAUUGGUUAACUGGAACCAGGCUUUUGCACUAAAAAUGAUUUGGCACCUCUUCUCUCAAGCAGGUUCAUUAUGGGUCUCCUGGGUGAAGCAUCAUUUAAUCCGCGGUAGAAGCUUCUGGGAAGCAGACUUUCGCACUACAGGGAGCUGGAUAUGGAAGAGAAUAUCAAAGCUAAGAGCUCGUGCACGGCUCUUUGUGCACUGCAGUGUAAUAUCCGGUUCCCAAGCUUUAUUUUGGCAUGACAACUGGAUAGGACUAGGUCCUUUACCGGAAAUUCUUGGAGAAUCUGGUCCUAGAGUUACAGGAAUUGGCUUACUCGAUACAGUCAAUGAUGCCUCUAACAACAACUCUUGGCUUAUCCCUCGAGGACGCCAUCCACUCGUGCAACUACUUAAAACCUGCCUACAUAACCAGACGCCUCCUCAGACAAACUUAGGUCAAGAUCAAUUUCAUUGGAAGCUAACUCCGAAUGAAUCUCACAGCACCUUCUCCACGAGCAGAACAUGGCAACAACUGCACCCCCCGGGUCCAACAGUUCCAUGGUUUUCUCAGGUCUGGUUUAAGAAUCAUAUCCCAAAGAUGGCCUUUAUUGCUUGGUUGACAGUGCAUGAUAGACUGACUACUAGGGAUCGAUUGAGGAGGUGA
Molecule: messenger RNA, 2484 nt
Organism: Camelina sativa (false flax)
Lineage: Eukaryota; Viridiplantae; Streptophyta; Magnoliopsida; Brassicales; Brassicaceae
Molecular function (GO): catalytic activity
Source: RefSeq, a predicted model, not a curated record